GCGCAUGCCCAUUGCGCAUUGGAAGCCAUGUUGAAGUUUUGGUGGAGGCUUGCUGUUAUUUUCUGACGCUGUGUUUUUUUUUCGAUUUGUAGUAUUGGUGUCGUUCAACCAUACCAUUCGGGAACCAUAAAUCGGAGUUCUAAAGAUGAAUUCCAGCGUCGACCUAUCCAGGCGCAAUCCGCAGGAGGAUUUCGAGCUAAUUCAGCGGAUAGGAAGUGGCACAUACGGAGAUGUCUACAAGGCCCGUAAUGUCAACACCGGGGAACUGGCUGCCAUUAAAGUUAUUAAGCUGGAACCUGGUGAGGACUUUGAGGUGGUGCAGCAGGAGAUCAUUGUGAUGAAGGACUGCAAACACUCCAACAUCGUGGCCUACUUCGGCAGCUAUCUCCGGAGAGAUAAAUUAUGGAUCAGCAUGGAGUACUGCGGAGGAGGAUCUCUGCAGGAUAUUUAUCACGUGACUGGGCCUCUGUCCGAGUCUCAGAUUGCGUAUAUGUCACGGGAAACCCUUCAGGGUUUGUACUAUCUCCACAACAAAGGCAAAAUGCACAGAGACAUUAAGGGAGCAAAUAUUCUAUUGACAGACAACGGCUAUGUGAAAUUAGCUGACUUUGGUGUAUCAGCACAGAUCACUGCCACGCUGGCUAAGAGGAAGUCCUUCAUUGGAACUCCAUACUGGAUGGCUCCAGAGGUGGCAGCAGUGGAGAGGAAGGGAGGCUACAACCAGCUGUGUGAUAUCUGGGCCGUGGGCAUCACUGCCAUUGAGCUGGCAGAGCUGCAGCCUCCUAUGUUUGACCUGCACCCCAUGAGGGCCCUUUUCUUGAUGACAAAGAGUAAUUUCCAGCCGCCCAAAUUGAAAGACAAAGUGAAGUGGGGAAAUAAUUUCCAUCAUUUUGUCAAAUUGUCCCUGACGAAAAAUCCCAAGAAGAGGCCAACAGCAGAGAAACUGUUACAGCACCCAUUUGUGUCACAGCCUCUCAGUCGAACCCUGGCCAUCGAGCUGCUGGACAAAGCCAACAACCCAGACCACACCACAUACAAUGACUUUGAUGAUGACGACCCUGAACCAGAGUCUCCAGUGUCUGUUCCCCAUCGGAUUCGCUCCACCAGCAGGAGCACCAGGGAAGGGAAGACGCUGUCUGAGAUCACCUUUGGCCAGGUGAAGUUUGACCCCCCGUUGAGGAAGGAGACAGAGCCCCAUCAUGAGCUGCCCGACUCUGACCCUUUUUUGGACUGUGCAGAAGAGCUGUACUACACGGCGAGAUCUAAUCUGGAUCUUCAACGGGACUAUGGACAUGAAUCUCCAAGCCUGGUGGGAGGGAACAAGAGUCUUCUCAAAUUAGUGGAGGAGGAGAUUAAGCAGAGCAAACACAGUACCAUAAUGAGGCCGAAAGUCCCACCCCCACUUCCCCCCAAGCCCAAAUCUAUCUGUCCGCCCCAGGAGAGCCCAUCCCAGGGAGAGGAUGAUGUAGGCGGAGGGGGGACCAUCAAGCGCUGCCCCGUACCCGAGAGCCCCGCACGACCUGCCUCAAAUGUACCCCCCCGCCCUCCACCCCCACGCCUGCCCCCCCUCAGACGCAGUAGCCUAGGUAACGAGAGUACACAGAGCCAGGCUGGCUCAGAGCCCGAGGGGAAUGAUGCUGGGAGCUUUAGGCAUUUCUGGGAGUGGCUUCAUGCCCCACAUACGGAAGAGGAGUUGGAAGAUGUGUUGGAGGAGGAAGAAGAGAGUAAUGGAUUGAGCUCUCACCAGAAUGGAGAAAAGGACAGUGCUGCAGAGAGGCAGUCCACCAUGCCCCCUAGUGUCCCCAUACGGAAAGACAAGAAGGACAUUCCAAAGCCAAUCAGUAAUGGUCUCCCACCCACACCCAAGGUCCAUAUGGGGGCCUGUUUCUCCAAGGUGUUCAACGGCUGCCCGUUGAAAAUCCACUGUGCCACGUCCUGGAUCAACCCAGACACCAGAGACCAAUAUUUGAUAUUUGGUGCUGAGGAGGGGAUCUACACUUUAAACCUGAAUGAACUGCACGAGACGUCAAUGGAGCAGCUCUUUCCCCGGCGUUGCACUUGGCUUUAUGUUAUGAACAACUGCUUGCUCUCUAUAUCCGGAAAAGCCUCCCAGCUCUACUCUCAUAACGUAGCUGGUCUAUUUGAGCAUGCCCGGCAAAUGCAGAAGUUACCCAUGGCCAUUCCCACACACAAACUCCCAGACAAAAUGAUUCCAAGGAAGUUUGCCGUAUCUAAUAAGAUUCCAGAUACAAAAGGUUGCCAAAAGUGCUGUGUGGUGAGGAACCCAUACAGCGGUCACAAGUACCUGUGUGGAGCGUUCCAGUCCAGUGUGGUUCUGCUGGAGUGGGUGGAGCCCAUGCAGAAGUUCAUGCUCAUCAAGAACAUCGACUUCCCCCUGCCCUGUCCUCUGGAGGUGUUUGAGAUGCUGGUGGUACCAGAGCAGCAGUACCCUCUCAUCUGUGUGGCCGUCAGCAAGGGCACCGAGCUCAGCCAAGUGGUCCGCUUCGGAACGGUCAACCCCAACUCAACAUCGUCCUGGUUCACAGAGGCCGAUACGCCCCAGACGUGUGUCAUCCACGUCACCCAGUUGGAGAGGGACACCAUAUUAGUUUGUCUCGACAGGUGUAUAAAGAUAGUGAACCUACAGGGACGGUUGAAGUCAAGCAGGAAGUUAUCUGCUGAGCUGACGUUUAACUUCCAGAUCGAGGCGAUAGUGUGUCUCCAAGAUAGCGUUCUGGCGUUUUGGAGGCAUGGUAUGCAAGGGCGGAGUUUCAAGACCAAUGAGAUCACCCAGGAGAUCUCUGAUAACACACGGAUCUUCAGACUGCUGGGAUCUGACAGAAACUCUCAGCACGACAGUUCAGGGCAGGAGGGAGCCGCCAGUCUGCCCAGAGUGGUGGUGCUGGAAAGCAGGCCGACAGACAACCCCACAGCACCCAGCAACCUCUACAUCCUGGCUGGACACGAGAACAGCUACUGAUCAAACCGCACAGCAUCCUGGGAACACAAGUAACUAGAGACAGACAGACAGAGACACUAGAGACAGACAGACAGAGACACUAGAGACAGACAGACAGAGACACUAGAGACAGACAGACAGAGACACUAGAGACAGACAGACAGAGACACUAGAGACAGACAGACAGAGACACUAGAGACAGACAGACAGAGACACUAGAGACAGACAGACAGAGACACUAGAGACAGACAGACAGAGACACUAGAGACAGACAGACAGAGACACUAGAGACAGACAGACAGAGACACUAGAGACAGACAGACAGAGACACUAGAGACAGACAGACAGAGACACUAGAGACAGACAGACAGAGACACUAGAGACAGACAGACACAGACACUAGAGACAGACAGACACUAGAGACAGACAGACACAGACACUAGAGACAGACAGACACAGACACUAGAGACAGACACAGACAGACACUAGAGACAGACACAGACAGACACAGACAGACACUAGAGACAGACACAGACAGACACUAGAUACAGACAGACAGACACUAGAUACAGACAGACAGACACUAGAUACAGACAGACAGACACUAGAUACAGACAGACACUAGAGACAGACAGACAGACAGACAGACAGACACUAGAGACAGACAGACAGACAGACAGACAGACACUAGAGACAGACAGACAGACAGACAGACACUAGAGACAGACAGACAGACACUAGAGAGAGACACAGACACUAGAGAGAGAGAGAGACAGACAUGCGCUAGAGAGAGACAGACAGACAGACGCUAGAGAGAGAGAGAGAGACAGACAGACGCUAGAGAGAGACAGACAGACGCUAGAGAGAGACAGACAGACACUACAGACAGACAGACAGACGCGCGCUAGAGACAGACAGACAGACGCGCGCUAGAGACAGACAGACAGACGCGCGCUAGAGACAGACAGACAGACGCGCGCUAGAGACAGACAGACAGACGCGCGCUAGAGACAGACAGACAGACGCGCGCUAGAGACAGACAGACAGACGCGCGCUAGAGACAGACAGACAGACGCGCGCUAGAGACAGACAGACAGACGCGCGCUAGAGACAGACAGACAGACGCGCGCUAGGGACAGACAGACGCGCGCUAGAGACAGACAGACAGACGCGCGCUAGGGACAGACAGACGCGCGCUAGAGACAGACAGACAGACAGACGCGCGCUAGAGACAGACAGACAGACAGACGCGCGCUAGAGACAGACAGACAGACGCGCGCUAGAGACAGACAGACAGACGCGCGCUAGAGACAGACAGACAGACGCGCGCUAGAGACAGACAGACAGACGCGCGCUAGGGACAGACAGACAGACGCGCGCUAGGGACAGACAGACAGACAGACGCGCGCUAGGGACAGACAGACAGACAGACGCGCGCUAGGGACAGACAGACAGACAGACGCGCGCUAGGGACAGACAGACAGACGCGCGCUAGAGACAGACAGACAGACAGACGCGCGCUAGAGACAGACAGACAGACAGACAGACGCGCGCUAGGGACAGACAGACAGACAGACAGACGCGCGCUAGGGACAGACAGACAGACGCGCGCUAGGGACAGACAGACAGACGCGCGCUAGGGACAGACAGACAGACGCGCGCUAGGGACAGACAGACAGACGCGCGCUAGAGACAGACAAACAGACGCGCGCUAGAGACAGACAGACGUGCGCUAGGGACAGACAGACAGGCGCGCACUUGGGACAGACAGACAGACAGACAGACGCUAGGGAAAGACGCACGCUAGAGACAGACACACGCUAUACGAUAGACAGACAGACACACUAUAGACAGACACCCUAUAGACACACACUAUACUAUAGACAGACAGACACACUAUAGACACACACUAUACUAUAGACAGACACACUAUACUAUAGACAGACACCCUAUAGACACACACUAUACUAUAGACAGACAUACUAUACUAUAGACACAGACAGACACACUAUACUAUAGACAGACACACUAUACUAUAGACAGACACACUAUACUAUAGACAGACACACUAUACUAUAGACACACACUAUACUAUAGACACAAACAGACACACUAUAGACACACACUAUACUAUAGACACAGACAGACACACUAUAGACACACACUAUACUAUAGACAGAUACACUAUACUAUAGACAUACAGACACACACACACUAUCGACAGACACACACACUAUACUAUAGACAUACAGACAGACACACUAUAGACAGACAUACAGACCCACUAUGGACAGACAGACAGACACCCUAUAGACAGACAUACAGACCCACUAUGGACAGACAGACAGACACACUAUAGACAGACAGACACACUAUAGACAGACAGACACACUAUAGACAGACAGACACACUAUAGACAGACAGACACACUAUAGACAGACAGACACAGACAGACACACUAUAGACAUACAGACUAUAGACACACACACAGACACACACCAUAGAAAUGCAGACUAUAGACAGACUAUAGACACACAGACAGACACACACUAUAGACACAGACAGACUAUAGAUGGAUAGACAGACAGACACACUAUAGACAGACAGACACACUAUAGACAGACAGACACACUAUAGACAGACAGACACACUAUAGACAGACAGACACACUAUAGACAGACAGACACACUAUAGACAGACAGACACACUAUAGACAGACAGACACACUAUAGACAUACAGACACACUAUAGACAUACAGACACACUAUAGACAUACAGACACACUAUAGACAGACAGACACACUAUAGACAGACAGACACACUAUAGACAGACAGACACACUAUAGACAGACAGACACACUAUAGACAGACAGACACAGACAGACACACUAUAGACAUACAGACUAUAGACACACACACAGACACACACUAUAGACACAGACAGACAGACUAUAGACGGAUAGACAGACAGACACACUAUAGACAGACACACUAUAGACAGACAGACACACUAUAGACAGACAGACACACUAUAGAGAGACAGACACACUAUAGACAUACAGACACACUAUAGACAUACAGACACACUAUAGACAGACAGACACACUAUAGACAGACAGACACACUAUAGACAGACAGACACACUAUAGACAGACAGACACACUAUAGACAGACAGACACACUAUAGACAUACAGACACACUAUAGACAUACAGACACACUAUAGACAUACAGACACACUAUAGACAGACAGACACACUAUAGACAGACAGACACACUAUAGACAGACAGACACACUAUAGACAUACAGACACACUAUAGACAGACAAACACACCAUAGACAUACAGACUAUAGACACAGACAGACAUACUAUAGACAGACAGACAGAUAGACAGGCACACUAUAGACAGACAGACCCACUAUACUAUAGACAGACACACUAUAGACAGACACACUAUACUUUAGACAGACAGACACACUAUAGACAGACACACUAUAGACAUACAGACUACAGACAGACACACACUAUAGACACAGACAGACACACUAUAGACAGACACACUAUAGACAGACACACUAUAGACAGACACACUAUAGACAGACACACUAUAGACAGACAGACAGACACACUAUAGACAGACACACUAUAGACACUAUAGACAGACACACUAUAGACACAGACAGACAGACAGAGAGACAGACAGAGAGACACACUAUAGACAGACACACUAUAGACAGACACACUAUAGACAGACACACUAUAGACAGACACACUAUAGACAGACACACUAUAGACAGACACACUAUAGACAGACACACUAUAGACAGACACACUAUAGACAGACACACUAUACUAUAGACAGCCACACUAUACUAUAGACAGACACACUAUAGACAAACACACUAUACUUUAGACAGACAGACAGACACACUAUAGACAUACAGACUACAGACAGACACACACUAUAGACACAGACAGACACACUAUAGACAGACACACUAUAGACAGACACACUAUAGACAGACACACUAUAGACAGACACACUAUAGACAGACACACUAUAGACAGACACACUAUAGACAGACACACUAUAGACAGACACACUAUAGACAGACAGACACACUAUAGACAGACACACUAUAGACAGACAGACACACUAUAGACAGACACACUAUAGACAGACACACUAUAGACCGACAGACAGACAGACACACUAUAGACAGGCACACUAUUGACACUAUAGACAGACAGACUAUAGACAGACAGACAGACACUACUGCUUUAGCUUCACAGAAGACAGAUCCUUCAAGGGUCCGCUUCCAACUUGCCUUUUACUUCCUUUAACACCUUUUAUUUAUUGUGGCAGGUAACAAACACCUGGAUGACUUCUAUAUGAUUUCAACCACUGCUAGCAUCUCAGCUCACACCACACAAGUGCUUAAUUGACCUGUAUUUAAUUGUUGUAAAUAUAAAUGUAGUAUUUUUUUGCAGAAAGGUACCCUGGCUACUCUGGGGUUGUACACUAAAGACUGGUCAUGUAGAUACGUGUGCAUAGGUAUUCUGUACAGUUAUGGAGAAUAUAAAGAUUUUAAGGGGUGGUGAGUGGUGCAGGGGGGGGGGGGGUGACAGUUUGAGCACUAAAAAGGACUUCCUGUUUUUUGAUCAUGUGAUCAGGGACAGGAUUUGAAGCCCCCUCUCUGAGGUUUGACUAAGUCUGAGCAACAAGGAAGUACCACUAUACUGGUAAUGUCAUUCUGCACGCAUCGUCAGCCCAAAUGUGGGAACUUCCUUUCUGGUUUGCUUUGAGAAAUGUGUAAUGGGAGAUCUACAGUUUCAUUCUUAGCUUCCACUUUGAACUCUAUGAGGUGAAAAUAAAUUUCAAACUGUUUUAAUUGCAGGCUUACUUCCCAGCUUAGUUGUAUGCUUUUUUAAUACUGUGGAAUCACUGGUGUUAAAAUUUGCACAAAAAUAUAUUUAAAAAAAGAAAUGUGACGUAUGUAACUGUAUGUGUGUGUGUAAACUUAAACAUGCAUAUGAUCUCACAAGCUGUGACACAGGGGUUACAUUAGAUAAGUCAAGUUAUUUUAGAACACUCACUGAACUUUUUUGAAAUACUUUGAGAUAGUGGAGGGUGAAAUGUCAAAGGUGAAAUACCAAAACAGGCUCCAGCAAUGCUGUUGUUUUAAUCACCACAGUUUCAUCAUGUUGUAAUUCUCAAUGUCAAUAUCGAUCAGAUACACUAUAGUCAAAUGGCCAGAACUAAACAUUCCUUACUGUAGGGCUCAGUGAAGAUGUUAAAAAAAUAUGAAUGUUACAUGUUUUUAUGUAAUGCCAAAACGUGUUCUCAAUUUAUGGCCAAAAUUUGUUGGGUGUCUCUACCUCGUGUUAGAACAAAAGGAAACGAGUUGUGUAGAAGGAAAAAAGUCAAAACACUACAAAAUUCAUGUUGGUUUUAAUUUACACAGUAAACAUGUGUAAUGAUUAUGGACAAACUAGUUCUUCCUUUAUGCUGCAUUACCAUUUUCAUAUUGCAAUGCACAUUAUUACAUGUAUAUACUGUAAAAUAAAAUUGGUUGGUUUUA
This is a messenger RNA of Salvelinus fontinalis (brook trout), 8542 nucleotides long. RefSeq names its product mitogen-activated protein kinase kinase kinase kinase 3-like. NCBI's taxonomy places the organism in Eukaryota, Metazoa, Chordata, Actinopteri, Salmoniformes, Salmonidae. The coding region runs from base 146 to 2980 and encodes 944 amino acids. Gene Ontology annotation, biological process: protein phosphorylation. The transcript is spliced from 34 exons. Gene Ontology annotation, molecular function: ATP binding; MAP kinase kinase kinase kinase activity. The record is from RefSeq and is a predicted model, not a curated record.